Messenger RNA from Medioppia subpectinata, 1713 nucleotides. Lineage: Eukaryota; Metazoa; Arthropoda; Arachnida; Sarcoptiformes; Oppiidae. The record is from the annotation of a GenBank genome assembly.
AUGGGCGUUGUGGUGACCGGCGGUAACACCGGUAUUGGUAAAGAGACUGCAUAUCAACUAACGCUCAGGGAUGCAAAGGUAUACAUCGGGUGUCGGGACCAGAAGAGAGGCGAAGCGGCCGUCGAAGACAUCCUAUCAUUGAAUCCAAAGGCAAACAUAAAACUACUUUCGCUGGACUUGUCUUCACUCACAUCUGUCCGCAAAUGUGUGGAAGAGUUGUCGGGUUUGGAGACAAAAGUCGAUAUACUUAUCAAUAACGCCGGAAUUGCCGGUUGUCCGGAGUGGCAGACAGAGGAUGGGUUUGAGAUGCAAUUUGGAACUAAUCACCUAGGUCAUUUUCUAUUUACACUCCAUUUGAUACCAUUGAUAAAGAAAGCACCGGCGGGUCGUAUAGUGACAGUUGCGGCUGGUGGACACAACAGGGGUCAAAUCCAUCUUGAUAAUAUAAACCUUAGGAACGGUGUAUAUCAUCCUAUUUUUGCAUACACUCAGAGCAAACUCGCGAAUGUGUUGUUUAGCCGUGAAUUGGCCAAAAGGCUCCGCCACUCAAAUAUAAACACAUAUUCACUAAAUCCCGGGGCCAUUGCUACUGACCUUCAAAGACACAUGGGCCAAUCUGACACCCAGGAGGGGGUUGGGGCCGCCAUAAAGAGGUGGUUUAAACAUAACUUUUUAAUGACACCAUUGAUGGGAUCUCAGACCACACUCUACUGCGCUCUCGACGAUGAAUUUGCAGAUCAGACGGGAUAUUAUUACGACAAUUGUCUUCGCGUGGAUUAUAUGGUACCCGAAGCUACUGAUGACAAGACUGCCAAAAGUCUGUGGGAAUUGAGUUGCGAUUUAGUAGUUGUGGUGACCGGCGGUAACACUGGUAUCGGUAAAGAGACUGCAUAUCAGUUAACACUGAGGGAUGCAAAGGUAUACAUCGGGUGUCGGGACCAGAAAAGAGGUGAAGCGGCCGUCAAAGACAUCCUAUCAUUGAAUCCAAAAGCAAACAUAAAACUACUUUCGCUGGACUUGUCUUCACUCAAAUCUGUCCGCAAAUGUGUGGAAGAGUUGUCGGGUUUGGAGACAAAAGUGGAUAUACUUAUCAAUAACGCCGGCGUUGGCUGGACUCCGGAGUGGCAGACAGAGGAUGGGUUUGAAAUGCAGUUUGGCACUAAUCACCUAGGUCAUUUUCUAUUUACUCUACAUUUAAUACCAUUGUUAAAGAAAGCACCGGCGGGUCGUAUAGUGACCGUGUCGUCGGCCGCACAUAUUAUCGGGAAAAUUCACCUUGAUAAUAUAAAUCUCCGAAACGGUAUAUACGAUAAAGCUUUUUCGUACGGACAGAGCAAACUCGCAAAUGUGUUGUUCAGCCGUGAAUUGGCCAAAAGGCUCCGACACUCUAAUAUAAACACAUAUAGUCUACAUCCCGGUGCAAUCGAUACUGACUUUGUCCGACACAUUGAAAAUUCUGACACCGGGGAGGGGGUGGGGGCCGCCAUAAAGAGGUGGUAUAAACGCAACCUUUUAAUGACACCAUUGAUGGGCUCUCAGACUACACUCUACUGCGUUCUCGACGAUGAACUCGCAGAUCAGACGGGAUAUUAUUACGACAACUGUCGUCGUGUGGAUUAUAUGAUACCCGAAGCCAAUGACGAUAAAACUGCCAAAAGUUUGUGGGAAUUGAGCUGUGAUUUAGUUAAACUCGAGGAACAUCUCAGAAUUUGA